Messenger RNA from Closterium sp. NIES-65, 720 nucleotides. The record is from the annotation of a GenBank genome assembly. NCBI's taxonomy places the organism in Eukaryota, Viridiplantae, Streptophyta, Zygnematophyceae, Desmidiales, Closteriaceae.
AUGGGCCCCUUUUCCCUCUUGAACCGCCUCGUGUACGCGCCCAUGACGCGGUGCCGCGCGCUGGGCCUCGUUCCGCAACCCGCGAUGGCGACAUACUACGUGCAGCGCACGGUGCCUGGGCAGCUGCUCAUCACGGAAGGCACGGUUGUUUCCCCGGAAGCGAUCGGGUACCCGAACGUGCCGGGGAUAUACACGCGAGAGCAGGUGGAGGCGUGGAAGCCGAUUGUGAAAGCCGUGAAGGACAAAGGCAGCGUCUUCUUCUGCCAGCUCUGGCACGGCGGCCGGGCGUCACACCAGGACUACCAGCCGGGGGGCGCCCUCCCUGUUGCGCCGUCCGCCAUCCCCAUUACAUCCGGCGACAAGGUCUAUACGCACACGGGCGCGCACGACUACCUCACGCCGCGCGCCAUGUCUGAAGCGGAUAUCCGCGCAGCUGUCCUGCUGUUCCGCGUGGCGGCGCGCAACGCCAUGGAGGCCGGGUUUGAUGGCGUGGAGCUGCAUGGCGCUUCUGGGUACCUCAUAGAGCAGUUCCUUAAGGACAGCAGCAACAAGCGCACGGACCGAUACGGUGGAUCCAUCCCCAACCGCGCGCGCUUUCAGGUCGAAGUAGCAUCGGCCGUGACAGAGGAAAUUGGACCUCUGCGUGUGGGCGUGCGGCUGUCACCAUUCGCAGCGCUGCUGUCAGCAGUAGAUUCGUCUCCCGUGGCCACAUACGUGUGA